AUGGCCAGCCAACAGCAAGUAAACCCCAAGAGGCAACAGGAGCUCCAGCUCCAAUACUCAAAUUAUAAAAACACACUGCAACAGAUGGCGCAGAAGAUUGGGGAUAUUGAGCAGGAAGCAGAGGAACAUAAGCUUGUCAUCGAGACACUCGAGCCCCUCCCUGAAGAGAGAAAGUGUUUUCGCAUGGUUAAUGGUGUUCUGGUUGAGCGGACAGUCAAAGACGUCUUACCUACAUUGAAGACCAACUCCGAUGGCCUGAAGCAAGUGUUGGAAGAGCUGUUGAAGCAGUACAAGUCGAAGCAGACGGAACUGGACAACUGGAAGAAAAAGAACAAUAUCCAAGUCGUACAACCUUGA
Molecule: messenger RNA, 357 nt
Organism: Aspergillus bombycis
Lineage: Eukaryota; Fungi; Ascomycota; Eurotiomycetes; Eurotiales; Aspergillaceae
Product: putative prefoldin subunit 2
Exons: 4
Coding region: 1-357 (118 amino acids)
Biological process (GO): protein folding
Cellular component (GO): cytoplasm; prefoldin complex
Molecular function (GO): protein folding chaperone
Source: RefSeq, a predicted model, not a curated record